AUGGACGGAUGCCUCAAUGACUUCAUUCGAACGGCGGAAAGUUCUCUGUCACUGCUCGGAAACCUGGUCGACGACAUCGAAGCACAUCAUACCCGGUGCAAUGUGGUCAAAACAGCGGGCACAACGGCUUCAGUGGCUGGUGGGGCGUUGACCAUUGUCAGUAUUGGUGCAGCUUUCUUUACUGGGGGCCUCUCCCUUGUGGCACUCGCUGGUGCUGGCGCAAUUACUGGUGCGGCAGGAGCAGUGACGAACUUGGGAACAGACGUUGUUGACCUAAUUUGGACAAAGAAGUACUCGGUCGAGUUAGAAGCAAUCGACAUUCGACUACAAUAUGCGGCAAAACAAUUUGCCGAGUAUGUGGAUCUUAUUGAAGCUGAAGCGGCACGAAUUUUCAAAACAAAUGGAAAGAAUGAAGAAGAAGCACUUAUGGAGGCUUUCUGGAAGCUGGCAAAAGAUGGAAAGUUAGGUUGGGAUUUACGUUCCAAAUGUGUGGAUAUCAACAGCAAAGUUGGAGACAUUGCGAAGAAUGUGGGACGAACUUCUGGAUCCACGGUUUUACGAAAUGGAGGCAACGUGUGGAAGGGCAUGCGACUUAACUCUUACACGCUCGCGUCCGCAUUCAAGAAAAUUGGCUUUGAUGUUUCGCGACGUGCAGCGUUCAAUGUGGUGCGAGUUGGCACACUCGCUCUUAGUGCGGUUUUCAUUGUGUGGGACAUCAAAUCUUUGGCUAAUAGUCUUGACAACGAUCACCCCGCUGUCGGACCGGUGAAGACGCAAAUUGAAAAGAUUCGAGAACUAUUGGGAAAUUUGAAAGAACUCAAACGGUCGUGUGAUUUUUAA
Didymodactylos carnosus is the source of this 840-nucleotide messenger RNA. The record is from the annotation of a GenBank genome assembly. Lineage: Eukaryota; Metazoa; Rotifera; Eurotatoria; Philodinida; Philodinidae.